AUGGACUUGUACCAAGAAGAAAUAUACAAUAGAGCAAAUGUAAAUGUGAGCGUUAUCGUUCAUGAUAAUAUAAAAGAGGUUAUAAUAAAAAAUCUUGAGAAUAAUAUGACCGAUAAGAAUAUAAUAAUAAAUAAUUAUAAUUAUAAUGAUAUUAUCAAGAUUAAUAAUAUACCAAAGGAUAAUGUUAAAGAUGAAGAAAAAGGAAUAUUAUCCUUAUGGUUAAAAAAAAUAAAAGUCGUAUCAUCUGUUAUAAUUUUAUGUGUUGACUGGCAACAUAUAUAUAGUCAACAGAAUACACAAUCUAAUUCAAAAGAUAUUAUUUUGAAGGAAAAUAAGAAUACCGAAAGGAAAAGUAGUUAUAUUCGUAAGGAAAGUAUUAUAAAUGAGGGGAUACACAAAAUGGGUGAUAUGAAUUGUUAUGGUAAUAUAGAUAAUUAUGGUGAUAUGAAUUGUUAUGGUAAUAUAGAUAAUUAUGGUAAUAUAGAUAAUUAUGGUAAUGUAGAUAAUUAUGGUAAUGUAGAUAAUUAUGGUAAUGUAGAUAAUUAUGGUAAUGUAGAUAAUUAUGGUAAUGUAGAUAAUUGUGGUAAUGUAGAUAAUUAUGGUAAUAUAGAUAAUUAUGGUAAUGUAGAUAAUUAUGGUAAUAUAGACAAUUAUGGUAAUAUAGAUAAUUAUGAUAAUGUAAAUAAUUAUAAUAACAGAGAUGGUUAUAAUAAGCCUAAUAGCUCUAGUAAUAUAUAUAAUUUCCAUAAUAUGAAUAAUUCUUAUGGAGAUAUAAAUAUGGAUGAUAAUAAUUUUUGUUUUGUACAGAAUGAAGAAUACAUGAAUAAAAUAAACGAAGAAUUAUUAAACAGAAUUGAAGAAAUUAAUAAAAUAAUAAUGAAAAGAAAAAAAGUUUGUAAGAUAAUUUUAUUAGUUAUAUUACCAGAAAAUACGAAAAAUACAGAAGAUUAUAUUAAACAUAUAAGUUUGUUAAAUUGUGAGAAUAUUAGUGCCAUAUUUAUUACUUUGGGUUUAAAAGAAAUACAUAAUAAAAUAAAAAAAUUAGAUAAUUUAUUAAAAGAUUGUGUUACUACUUUUUUUAAACAAUAUAUAAUAAAUUAUGAAAGGAAAAGCAAUAUAAAUUUAUUAUCAUUUUUUAAAUAUAAUUUUAAAAAAGCAUAUAUUUUAGAAAUGUUAGAGAAAUAUGAUGAAAGCAUGAAAAUAUAUGUAAAUUUAUGUAAGGUAUUUUAUGAACAUAUUGGUGACAAUGUUUUUUCAGAUUUAUUAGAAUAUUUUAAUUAUGUCAUAUUUUUUAAUUGUGUAAGUAUACGUAUGAUAUAUAUAUAUUUAUAUUUUAAAGAUAUAAAGAAAAGUAUACAUCAUAUAUAUACACAUAAUAAGAUAAUAGAAUUAACAUUAAUAAAAAAUAAACCCAUGUUGAAUGAGGAGGAAAAUCAAAUGGGUGUUGAAGAUUUUUUUAAUAUAUUUAAUAUAUAUAAUGAAAAGAAAGAAAAUAAAUUUUUUGUAAAUCAGAUAAAAUAUAAAAAAAAUGAUCAUGUUCAUAAUAAUAAUUCUUAUUAUGAUGAUGAAGAAAAAUUAUUAUUAUUAAAUAUAAAUAAAUUAAAAGAAAAGAAUAUAGAUAUCUUAUUAUUAUUAUAUAAUAAAAUAUUAAAAGAAUAUUUAUAUUAUAAUUUACUUUCAUGUGUAUAUUUUUAUUUUUAUCGAAUUAUUAAAAACUUUCAAAUAUAUAUACAAGAUAUAGUACUUUAUGGUAUAUAUUGUUGUUUUUUUAUAUAUAACAAAAUAAAAGCUGUUAAGAAAAAAGACAACCUUAUAGAGCAUUUCCCACAUUCUUAUAUAAUAUAUUUUAAGAUGGAUAGUAUAUCGUUUUUAUAUGAUUUUAUUUUAAAUUUUCUGAUUGAAUUAUUUCGUAUAAUAAAGAUAAACCAAAUAAAUAGUUUAUCCUUAAUAAUUUUAUACUUUUUAUGUACCAUAUAUUAUGAGCAGAAAAAAUAUUUAUUUUGUGCCUUUUUACUUUUGGAAUUUUUUACUCACCAAAAGGAUGAUUUUAUAUUAAAUUGGCUGGAUGUCCAAUAUUUGAAAGAUGAGAAAUAUGACGAGGGCGUAUUUCUGUGUAGUCUCAGGAGGUUCAAGGAGGAUAUUGAAUGUAAAAGGAGAAGGAAUAAUGUCGCCUAUGAACCCUUGGUAUACCUACUUUUAAAUUCAUUAGGUUUUUUGCUAUAUCAUGAGAAUAUAAAAAUGGGUGUCGAGGAUGAUCAGAAGGAGUUGCAAUUUUUUAAUGUGGAUAAGAAAGAAUAUGAAACAUUAUUUGUUGAAAUAUGUUUUGAUUACUUGAAUAUAUUAAUUAGGAAUAAGAAAAAUAAUGAGAAAGAAGAUUUUACAAAAUUUAUGAGGAAUUAUUUUGAUAUGGUGAAAUGUAAUUUAUAUAUGAAUAAGGAUAUUAAUUUAUGUCUUUAUAGUAUAAAUGUAGAUAUGUUUUAUGUUUUUCUUGAGAGUGAUGGUAAUAAUAAUAAUAAUAAUAAGAAUAAGAAUAAGAAUAAUUUGUAUGCCUUUUUAGAAAUAAAGGAUAAAUAUUUACACGAACAUGAUUACAAUAAUUUUAUAUUUUUACCUUUUUUUGUUAUUUCAAUAAAUGAUGACAAAAAAUAUUUUACAUAUAUAUAUGAUGAUACAUUUGAAGAUAGGACGUUUUUCUUUUGUAUUGAUACCAAUGAAGAUGAUAUGAUUAAUAAACUUAACUUGGACAUACAGAAUGUUAAGAAUAGAAAAAUAAAUGAUAAUAUACAACAUAACGAUCCUUAUUUAUGUAAAUUUAUGGAUAGAAAAAAAAAUAUGGUUGUAAGCUUUAUUAUUUCAGAAUGGAAGAAUGAAAUGAAUGUUGAUUAUGUUGAAUUAUAUCUUUUUAUAUUUAAUCAACUCAUAAGAAUUCGUGUUGAUAAAAUAUAUGUUUCUCAUUUUAAGAAGAAGUACAUGGAAUUAUGUAAUGAUGAGAAACAAAAUGUGGGUACUAACAAUCGAUAUGACGAUAAUUUUAUUGUUAAUAGUGUGUAUGGUAGUUCAUAUAAGGAAAACACUCAUGGUAUUAAUAAUAAUAAUAAUAAUAAUAAUAAUAGUAAUAGUAAUAAUAGUAUUAAUAAUAGUAAUAAUAAUAGUAAUAAUAAUAUAAAUCAAAAGAACGAAAUAAAAGAGAUUGAUGAGAAAUGUUCUUUUGGACAUGUCCUAGACACAUUUAAUAAAUAUGAUAUAAAUAAUGUGGAAGAAAAAAAAAUCUUCCCAAUAAAAAAUAGGAAUUCCUUAGGAAACAAUAAAAUUGAUUAUUAUAAAUUAAAGGAUGGUAUAUAUAUAAAUAAAUAUGAGAAUAAAAUAAUAUACAAUAAGGAUAAAUAUUUAUACAAAACAUCCUUAUUGAAGUAUGUUAAUUAUUAUAUAUAUACAAGAAAUGAUAAAUUAUAUUUGAAUGAAUAUAAUAUAUCUUAUAUAUUUAUUAAGUAUUCAACUUAUAUUGAGAAUUUUGAGUUAAACUUUUCUUUUGUGAUAGAUGACAUUGAUCAUGUUGACUUUUAUUUAUUGAGCAAUGAGAAGAAUGUCAUAAAUAUCCAUAAACUUAAAAACAGACAGAAUAUAACCUUAAGAGGAAGGAAAGGUAUGUAUAAAUGGUACAAUAAUAAUGCUGAUACUGUUUUAUAUAAUGAUAAAGAAGAAAAGGAAAAGGAAAAAGAAAAAUAUAAUAUGGAAACAAAAAAAAAAAAAAAUUAUAUUCAUAUAGACGAUGGUAAUGAAACAGAGGAUAUAUCAGAUUGUAAUAGUAGUCUAAGUAGUGAUACCGAAGAAUAUAAUUCUUAUAGUGAUGAUAAUAAUUAUGUUGACAGUAAUUCGAUAAAUCAUCAUCAUCAUAAUAAUAAUGAUAAUUAUACAAGAGGGGAAUUAGAAAUAAGUAAUAGUUUUUACCAAUUGAUAAAUCAAAAUGUACACGACAAUAUCUACGAUGAUAAGCACGUUUUGUUUGAUGGGAAUAUAUUUUUUUUUGAAAUUGAAGGAGAUAAAAAAAUGAAGAAUAAUAUAAAAAAAUCAGGUGUAAAAAAAAAAAUACACGGACGUAGUAAUUUUAACAAUAAUUGUUAUAUGUUAUAUGAACAAUGGAAGAUUAAAAUGAGGAAACAAAGAAAUAAAGAAGAUGAAUAUGAUGAAAAAAAAAUUGGUUAUAAUGAUAAUAUAAAUCAUGCUAAUGGUUAUAUAAGUAAUACUUUCUUUUCCUUUUAUAAAGAUAAGAAAGAAAAAUUAUUAUGUAUACCUUUUAUUAUACGACCGAGAGAUUUAAAAAAUGUUAGAAUCAAUUUUGAAUUUCUUUUCAAGAAUAUAUAUUUCAAGGAUGAGCUCAAAUAUGCACUUAAUUAUUUUGUAGAACCAUCACUAAUUACCAUAGUGACAAGGAUGAAUAUGAGAAAGGAUGAUGAAGAGAAUGAUUUGAUUAAUAACGAAGGAGAAGAUAAUAUACAAGAAGGGAUUAUAUCAUCACAGAAUAAUGAUACAAUUAAAGAGAAUAUAUACAAGGAUAUUUUAGAUAAAGAUUUGUUUUUUUCUAUAUCCUAUUAUUUAUAUAUACAUAAUAAUAAUAUAAAUAAAAUCCACCUUGUUGAUAUUGAAAAUAUAAAAACAGAUAAUAUUAUAAAAAUGGAAUAUAAAAAUACUUAUUGUGAUUUUCUUAAAACUAAUAAAAAACAUUUGUAUAUUAAAUAUCAAUUAAAUUAUGGAAGUAUGUUUUUUCCUUUUAAUAUAAUAUUUAAGAAAUUAAUAUUUACAAAUAUGAUUAAAUUGCCAUAUGAAGAUUAUAUAGAAAGUAUAAAUAAUAAAAUAAAAUUACAAAACGAACAUAAGAAAAGUAAAAUUAAAAUAGAUUUAAUAUAUUCAAAAAUUGUAAAAUGUAAUGAAUUAUUUACUAUAGAAGCUGUUAUAACAAAUAAGACGAAUAUAACUGAGGAGGUUAUUAUAUUUUUAUAUGACUUACCAAAAGAAAAAGUAAAAAAAAAAAAAAAAAAAAAAUUAGCUAGCCAAAAUAAGGUAAAGCGAAAAAGUCAGAUGAGUAUUAUAUAUGAUGAAAAAAAAAUAUAUGAAUAUAAUGAAAUAAAUAAAAAUAAUGAUAAUAUAAAUAAUGAUAAUAUGAAUAAUGUUGAUAUAGAUAAUUAUAAUACAAAUAAUUAUAAUGUCAAUAAAAGAAAUACAUUUUUUAAUACUCCUGAUUAUGAAUCGUCAUCCGGUGAUUAUACUUCAUGUUCAUCAUCUUAUUCUUCAUACAACAUGGAAUAUUUAAUAAAUCAAGAUGAAUAUCUUUUGGAUGAUGAAAAUGGGGAUGCCACAAGAAAUGAAUUACACAUGAAUAAUAUAUUCAAUAAUGUUUCAGAAAAAAAAUAUAUCAUAUCAGGAAUUCGAAGUAUGAAAAAUAUUUUGUUACCAUAUCAGACCUUACAUAUACAUUGGUCCUUCAUACCUCUUACAUAUGGGCUUAUAACACUACCGAAUGUUUUAAUAAAAAGAAAAACAAAAGUAAAAAAUAAUGUUAAUGUGUUUGCUUCAAAGGAUAUUCAAAUACUUGUAAUAUGA
This is a messenger RNA of Plasmodium reichenowi, 5598 nucleotides long. Its product is annotated as putative membrane protein. The transcript has 2 exons. NCBI's taxonomy places the organism in Eukaryota, Apicomplexa, Aconoidasida, Haemosporida, Plasmodiidae. Bases 1 to 5598 code for a protein of 1865 amino acids. The record is from RefSeq and is a predicted model, not a curated record.